AUACGUCUUCGAUAGGUACAUAUAAACACACAUAACAGGUACAUAGCCACAUAUAUAGGCAUGUCGAUCUCGUAAUAACCAAGUUUCCAUUCAACUAGCUAGGGAUCCAGAUCCAAAUGGAGCACGUACAUGAAGAACUCUAUCGGACAGACCGGAGAUGAUCGAGACUGCCGUUUCAUAAGCCAUACCAAGAUGCCCGUAUUGAAAGUGGUCAUGGUGUUCCAAAGCCGGUCCAACAUAAUGCUGCUUAGCUUGGAGAGAGACACAUAUUUACUAAUUGUUUCGAGUUGGAAAAAAAGCGCAAGCAGCAAUAUAAUAGGCAAUGCACAGCUUAGAAUUUUGCUAAUUGCCUCAUCGAAACAUACUGUUUGUAAAGGUUGCAAUGAUUGACUUAUGGCAAAAGGGAGAUUUCAGAUAUUGCUUAUAUAAACUUGAAUCUCCGAACAGCUUUGAGAAGGUGGCGGUAUGCCUUAGCAACUUGCAAAGCUUCAGCACUCAUUAAUUUCAGCACUCAUUAAUUGGCGAAGGAAUAAACAAGAGUCAUGGAGACGCUGAGUCCUAUGGUUCAAGUUAUACUGGACAAAGUAUCUACGACAAUGUUGAACAGAGCUCAAGUCAUAGCAAAGUUUGGAGACGAGUUUGACCAGCUGAGGGAAGGGUUAGAAACUACAAGGGACCUACUCGCUGACUCGAUGAAUCUUCAGAGCAAGUAUGACAAGGUCAAGGGUGCCGUGAGCCAACUAAGAGAAGUAAUUGAUGAAGCUGACGAUGUAUUGACAGAUUGCCUGGUUCGAGACAUAUACAAGGAAAAUAAGUCCUCCCUACGUUUCUGGUUUCAUGAUCCGGGAUUCUCAAGUCGAGUGGGCAAGCAGUUGGUAGAUAUCAAUUCGAAAAUGGACAUGGCACGUAGUAUCUUGGGCAAACAUUUGACUAUUGCAAACUCUACAGCGCCUGAUAGAACCCAUCAUGGUGAAAGCGAUGCAAACCAGGGUGAAAGUGAAAGGGAAUUCAUGUCACGCAAUUACGUCCCACCUGUGACCUAUGGAUUGGAUAAGGACAUUAAAAGUUUGAAAGAGUGGAUGUUUGGCAGUACCAACGGGAAACUCGACUUUGUGGGCAUUGUGGGGAUGGGGGGGUUGGGCAAAACCACCAUUGCCAAGAAGGUCUUUACUGAUACACAAGUUAUAUCUCACUUUAACAAGAUGAUCUGGGUGUCUGUUUCACAGAACUUUAGUAUGAGGCGGAUUCUGAAGUGCAUGCUGGAAAAGGCAAAUCUGCAAGCAGCGGAUGUUUCCGAAUCUGAUGACAUGUUCACCAGCCUUAGACAAGGACUUAAAGAUCAAUCCUAUCUCAUUGUCAUGGAUGAUGUGUGGCCUCAUAAAAAUUUAAAUAGUUUUUGGACCAACCUCUUUGACUCGCUACCAACAAAAGUUGAUAAAAGCAGCUGCAUCAUAAUUACUACAAGGGAUCGAGACGUUGCAAGAGUCAUGGUGCACCAAGACUCACAAAUACUUGAGCCCCCUAUUCUGAAUGACAGGGACAGCUGGUCUUUGUUCAGCGGAUUUGCAUUUCGAUCAACCAAGGGAGAAUGCCCGGAUGAGAGCUUUGAGGAGGAAGGGCAUGCUAUCGUGAAGAGAUGUGGUGGGCUUCCACUGGCAAUCAAGACAUUAGGAGGUUAUUUGGCCAAGGAGAGUCGUCCUUCUGAGUGGACCAAGACAAAAGAAAAAUUUCAUUCAUUGACUACCGAUGGAAAAACAGAAUCACUUAUGCUUUGUCUACAAGUGAGCUAUGAUGAACUUCCAAACGAUAUGAAGCAAUGCCUAUUGUGUCUCUCCGUUUAUCCUGAAGACUUUGAGAUAAACGCUGAUCAGCUAAUUCACUGGUGGUUUGGAGAGGGCCUUAUCCGGGGCAAGAAAGGCGACUCAAAAACAGCAGUAGAAGUGGGCUACGAAAAUCUGGCAAAACUAGCCAAUAGAUGCCUAUUGGAAGUCGUGGAGCGCCGAGGCUAUGAUGGAAGGAUUAUUAAGUUCAAAUUACACGAUAUGGUACGGGAGUUAAUAAUCAGGAUUGCAGAAAAAGAGAAAUUUUGCAGCUUCAGCGAAGAAUGUACGCAGAUAGGGAUUGAAGACUCUCGGUGGUUAUGUCUCACUGAAGAGAUGGCAGCUGAGGUUAAGAAGCCAUGGAUCAAAAGAAAGUCAAAGAUGAGGUCACUUUUACUGAUGUCAAGCCCUUCAUUGGUUGACUUCAGCAAGAACUUUGAGUUGUUGGAGUCACUCAGGGUAUUGGACUUGUCUUUCUCGAAGUUAGAUGUGAUUAUUGUUGAAGAUAGCAACACAGCCUCUUCAGGGAUUUGUGUAGAGAAGCUCUUCGACAUGAUCACUUCUCUGAAACGCCUAGCAUGUCUAAACCUCAGUGGAGUUCAGAAACUAUUAGAACUGCCAUCUUCGAUUGAGAAACUCCUUAACCUCCAGGUCUUGGUGUUGAAUGGAUGCAGAAAUUUAGGCAAAAUACACGCCAAAAUCACAAGUUUGAAGAGGCUUGUUGUCUUGGACAUUGGAACAUGUCCCCUCGAGCACCUGCCUCGGGACCUAGGGAGCCACUCUUAUCUUCAAGAACUCUCUGGAUUCAGGGUGGAAAGUCGGGCUAAAACACAGGGUUGCACCCUUCUUGAGCUUGGAAAACUGGAGCAGCUAAGAGUUCUUCGAAUUACAAUAGGUGAUGUGGCUGAAAUCUCCGAAAAAGAAAAGAAGAGCCUAUCAAGUCUCCAGAACCUCAAGGUUCUAGCUAUUGAUGCUGCAGAUACAUGCAAUCAAGAAGAUCUGGAAAUGAUAAAUGAGCUGGAGUUGCCUCGAAAGAUAGAGGAGCUGUAUCUCAGGAAUUACCGCUCCCAAAAAAUGCCAAACUGGUUUAGUCCCUUGAGGCUUCCUAAAUUGCAUUAUCUUUCUAUUGAGGAUUGCGACGUUGAAAGCCUAAAGGACAACUGCAGUUGGAAAAUUGAAGGUUUGUAUUUAAAAUUGUUAAAUAUGUUAGAGGUAGACUGGAAUGACUUGAAGAGGGUUGUGCCAGCCUUACGCUACAUGGAGAUUAGCAGAUGUUCCAAAUUGAAAAACUUUCCCAUCGACGUUGUCAAUCCAGGGGUUUGGAGAAAGUGAUGGAUCAAUAACAGGAAGGAAAAAUCACCAUGGAAUUAAGCUUUGAUCGUUGGAGAGUUCAUGAGCAUAUUGCACCUCUAUUCGUAUGAAAUUUGUGUUCUAUGUAUUCUAGGGUACAAGACAUUUAUGGGAUUUUGUGUGGUGUUAUAUUUGCUUGGCAUGUAAAGGUAUUUAAUUAUGUGUGAUGCACUGGUUGUAAUCCAAAUUGAUCUGAGACAAUGAGUAUGUAAUGCUGUGCGUAAGACAUUAUUCUAUGUUUUCAAUGAUCAAUGUGAUUGAAAAGAAGUUCUGCGGAACGCGGAUAUGAGCAAAGCACAGCAAU
Molecule: messenger RNA, 3474 nt
Organism: Rosa chinensis
Lineage: Eukaryota; Viridiplantae; Streptophyta; Magnoliopsida; Rosales; Rosaceae
Product: disease resistance RPP13-like protein 4
Exons: 6
Coding region: 543-3152 (869 amino acids)
Biological process (GO): defense response to other organism
Molecular function (GO): ADP binding
Source: RefSeq, a predicted model, not a curated record